Molecule: messenger RNA, 4532 nt
Organism: Ceratitis capitata (Mediterranean fruit fly)
Lineage: Eukaryota; Metazoa; Arthropoda; Insecta; Diptera; Tephritidae
Gene: CPSF1
Product: cleavage and polyadenylation specificity factor subunit 1
Exons: 3
Coding region: 82-4383 (1433 amino acids)
Cellular component (GO): mRNA cleavage and polyadenylation specificity factor complex; nucleus
Molecular function (GO): protein binding; nucleic acid binding
Source: RefSeq, a predicted model, not a curated record
GUUUUGUUUGCUCAAGAAGGAUAAAAUUUUGAAAAGCAGCUGUUUGUGGAGUAUACCAGUCAAACACGGCUCAUCAUAAACAUGUUUUCGCUGUGUAAACAGUCGCAUCCAGCAACUGGUGUGGAAUACGCAAUUUGUUGUCACUUCUUCAACAACUCGGAAGAGAAUCUGGUAGUGGCAGGUGCAAAUAUACUUAAAGUAUAUCGUAUAUUUCCACAUCUCGAUGCGGCACAACGUCAAAAAUUACUUAAUAUCAAUGAUUUACGCACACCACCGAAAAUGCGACUGGAAUGUUUGGCAACCUACACCCUCUAUGGUAAUGUGAUGUCACUACAAAGCGUUUCGCUAGCGGGCUCCCUACGAGAUGCACUGCUUAUUAGUUUUAAAGAUGCCAAAUUGUCUGUAAUGCAACAUGAUCCUGAUACAUUUGCAUUGAAAACACUUUCUUUGCAUUUCUUUGAAGAAGAAGAUGUGCGUGGUGGCUGGACGGGUCGCUAUUUCAUACCAAUGGUGCGAGUGGAUCCAGAUUAUCGCUGUGCUGUUAUGUUGGUUUACGGCAAGCAAUUGGUAGUGCUACCCUUUCGCAAAGAUAACAGUUUAGAUGAAAUCGAAUUGGCUGAUGUGAAGCCUAUCAAGAAGACACCUACAGCUUUAGUGGCACGAACGCCGAUUCUGGCUUCAUAUUUGAUAGCAUUGCGUGAUCUUGAUGAAAAAAUAGACAACGUACUUGACUUGCAAUUUUUAUACGGCUAUUAUGAACCAACUCUAUUGAUACUCUACGAGCCAGUUCGUACAUUUGCUGGACGUGUUUGCGUACGCUCCGAUACAUGUGUUCUAGUAGCCAUAUCAUUAAAUAUACAGCAGCGUGUGCAUCCUGUAAUUUGGACAGUAACUGGUUUGCCUUUUGAUUGUUUACAAGUUUUCCCUAUACAAAAACCAAUAGGCGGUUGCCUAGUUACCACUGUGAAUUCCAUAAUUUAUCUUAAUCAAAGUGUGCCGCCAUAUGGUGUGAGUUUAAACAGUUCAGCAGAUCACAGCACAAGCUUUCCGCUCAAACCGCAGGAUGGUGUUAAAAUAUCAUUGGAUGCAGCUCAGCUCACUUUUAUCGAUAUAGACAAACUGGUGAUCUCGCUUAAGGGCGGUGAGCUAUAUGUAUUGACAUUAUGUGUAGAUUCCAUGCGUACAGUGCGAAAUUUUCAUUUCCACAAAGCAGCCGCUAGUGUUCUUACCAGUUGUAUGUGUGUCUGUCAAUCGGAAUAUUUAUUUUUGGGUUCACGGUUGGGAAAUUCAUUGCUGUUGCACUUUACCGAAGAGGAUCAGAGUACUGUUAUUACCUUGGAUGACGUUGAAACAAAUGAAACUGCUGCCACAAAUGACGAGUCAGUGCCCAAAGCACGACGAAUAGAAGACGAAGAGUUAGAGGUUUAUGGCUCCGGUACUAAAACUUCGGUCCAACUGCGGAAGUAUAUUUUCGAAGUAUGUGACAAUAUGUUAAAUGUGGGACCAAUUAAUUAUAUGUGCGCUGGUGAACGCGUUGAAUUUGAGGAAGAUGGUGUUACACUACGGCCACACGUAGAAAAUUUAGCUGAACUGAAAAUUGAAAUCGUCUCAUCUAGUGGUCACAGUAAAAAUGGCGCAUUAUGUGUUUUCGUAAAUUGUGUUACUCCACAAGUCAUUACCAGUUUUGAACUGGAAGGUUGCUUGGAUGUAUGGACCGUUUACGAUGAUGCCAGCAAAAAGACAACACGCCAUGAUCAUCAUGACUUUAUGAUACUAUCGCAACCUUCAUCGUCAUUGGUGCUACAAACGGGUGAUGAAAUCAACGAAAUCGAAAAUACCGGCUUUAGCUGUCAACAACCGACCAUAUUCGUCGGAAAUCUGGGACAAAACCGUUUCAUAGUACAGGCGACAACGCGCAAUGUACGUCUGCUGCAGGGUACGCGUCUUAUACAAAAUGUACCCAUCGAUGUGGGCUCACCAGUGGUACAAGUAUCUACUGCAGAUCCAUACGUAUGCUUGCGUGUUCUCAAUGGUCAAGUGAUAACGUUGGCUUUGCGUGAAACAAAGGGCACGCCACGUCUGGCAAUCAAUAAGAACACUAUUAGUAGUGUACCAGCAGUGGUUGCUAUAUCAGCAUACAAAGACUUGUCUGGUUUAUUCACAGCCAAAUCUGAUGAUGUACUCAAUUUAACAGGUAGUGGUGGCAAUUCAUUAUACGCCGGCUUGGGUUACAUGAAAGCCGAACCGCAUAUGAAAAUCGAAGAUGAAGAAGACCUUUUAUAUGGCGAGUCAGGCAACGCCUUCAAAAUGAAUAAUUUGGCCGAUCUAGCAAAGCAAUCAAAGCAGAAAAAUACCGAUUGGUGGCGUCGUUUGCUGCCGCAAGUGAAACCGUCUUAUUGGCUGGUCACAGCACGUGAGUCGGGCACUUUGGAAAUCUAUUCAAUGCCUGAUAUGAAACUAAUGUAUUUGGUGAAUGAUGUGGGUAAUGGCGGUAUGGUGCUCAGUGACUCGAUGGAGUUUGUGCCCGUACCACUGACUAAUCAGGAGAACAGCAAAGCUGGUAUACUUCUAAAUUGUAUGCCACAACAUGCAAACUCACCGCCGGCUCUGGAAAUCAACAUGGUUGGUUUGGGGAAUCAGGGCAUGCGCCCAUUGCUUUUGAUACGCACACGAUUGGAGUUAAUGAUAUAUCAAGUAUUUCGCUAUUCAAAAGGACAUUUGAAGAUACGUUUCCGUAAAUUGGAUACACUAAAUAUGUUAGAUAUACAACCAACAAGUAUGGAAGUAGACGAUUUGGAAAGCGAGUUGGAAUCUUAUAAUCUACAAGAGCGUUACGUCUCUAAAUUGCGUUACUUUGCCAACAUAAGUGGGCAUAAUGGCGUAAUGGUUUGUGGCGUCAAUCCACACUUUCUCUUUCUCACUUCUAAAGGUGAACUGCGUGUACAUAAAUUCUAUGGUAACGGUGUUGUGCGUAGUUUUGCACCAUUCAAUAAUGUGAAUUGUCCCAACGGGUUCUUGUACUUCGAUCAUACGGCUGAACUAAAGAUCUCUGUGCUGCCAACUUACCUGACAUACGAUUCGAUUUGGCCCAUGCGUAAAGUGCCGCUACGUUGUACGCCGCGACAGAUAGUCUAUCAUCGUGAAAAUCGUGUGUAUUGCCUGAUUACACAGACCGAGGAGCCAACCAAUAAAUACUAUCGUUUUAAUGGCGAAGACAAGGAGUUAACGGAGGAAAACAAAGGUGAGCGUUUCAUUUAUCCUAAUGCUUCGAAGUUUUCAAUGGUGCUUAUGAGCCCUGAGACGUGGGAAAUUGUACCGGAUGCUUCAAUACAAUUUGAGGAAUGGGAACAUGUGACUGCUUUUAAAAUAGUAAAACUCGCCUAUGAAGGUACACGUUCCGGUCUGAAGGAAUACCUUUGUAUUGGCACAAAUUUCAACUACAGUGAGGACAUCACUUCACGUGGUAACAUACAUAUUUACGAUAUUAUUGAGGUAGUACCUGAGCCGGGAAAACCGUUAACAAAAUUCAAAUUAAAAGAAGUCUUCAAGAAAGAGCAGAAGGGACCUGUCUCAGCUAUAUCGGAUGUACUCGGUUUUCUAGUGACAGCGCUUGGUCAAAAGAUUUAUUUGUGGCAGUUGAAGGAUGACGAUCUCAUUGGCGUUGCAUUUAUUGACACAAACAUCUAUGUACAUCAGAUAAUAUCUGUAAAAUCAUUAAUUCUCAUUGCGGAUGUAUAUAAAUCCGUUAGCUUGCUACGUUUCCAAGAGGAGUUUCGUACAUUAUCAUUGGCGUCGCGUGAUUUCAAUUACCUACAAGUCUAUAACAUUGAAUUUAUGGUGGAUAACAAUAAUUUAGGUUUCCUCGUCACCGACGCUGAUAAGAACUUUUUAGUUUACAUGUAUCAACCAGAAUCACGGGAAUCCAUUGGUGGGCAAAAAUUGAUACGCAAAUCGGAUUAUCAUCUCGGUCAAGGAGUGAACACAAUGUUUCGUGUGCAAUGCCAUCAACGUGGUCAACAUCAACGGCAACCAUUCCUCUAUGAAAAUAAACAACUCGUCUUCUUCGGUACAUUGGAUGGUGCGCUUGGUUACUGCUUACCAUUACCUGAGAAGGUAUAUCGAAGAUUUUUGAUGUUACAAAAUGUUUUGCUCUCCUACCAAGAGCAUCUGGGCGGCCUAAAUCCUAAAGAAUUUCGCACCGUGAAAUGUUCGAAAAAAUUAUCGCUCAAUCCGUGUAGGUGCAUAAUUGAUGGUGAUCUAAUUUGGUCAUACACAAUGAUGUCGACAGCAGAAAAGAAUGAGGUCGCGAAAAAAAUCGGUACACGCACAGAAGAAAUUCUAAUGGAUCUACUCGAUAUUGAGCGUAUUGCGGCGGUUUUCUAAAUCCGAUCUUUAAAUUAAAUUUCACAAAUUUUUAGUUUUUAAAUUAGACAAUAAGAAUUUCAAAAUACAAGUUUUAUGUACGAGAUGAAACACUUUACUAUUUUUUGCUGAACAAAGCUAAGUGAAUAAAUAAGUUAUAGGAAGUUAAA